Messenger RNA from Beta vulgaris subsp. vulgaris (sugar beet), 3643 nucleotides. RefSeq names its product protein argonaute 7. The coding region runs from base 351 to 3452 and encodes 1033 amino acids. Gene Ontology annotation, cellular component: cytoplasm. NCBI's taxonomy places the organism in Eukaryota, Viridiplantae, Streptophyta, Magnoliopsida, Caryophyllales, Amaranthaceae. Gene Ontology annotation, biological process: regulatory ncRNA-mediated post-transcriptional gene silencing. The transcript has 3 exons. Gene Ontology annotation, molecular function: RNA binding; protein binding. The record is from RefSeq and is a predicted model, not a curated record.
UGAGGGGAUUAGUCACUGCUAUCAGCGAUGGACACCUUGGUCCUUUAAAAAAAAAAAAACCUCUUUUUUUACAAGGUAAAACACUAAAAUCUCAUACACCUCAAACCUUCCAUCCAAGCUAGACACAAAGAACUACAACUCCCUAAACUCCAAGACUAGUCACUUUCUCUCUCUCUCUCUUCAAUAACUACAUUUGUUUUUCCUUCUGCUUCACAGAUCACACAUAAAAUCAAACCCUUUUUUUCCCUUUUUCAAAGUCCUGCUCAUAUCAUAUUCCCAUAAAAAUCCCACUUUUCAUAUCAUAUUCCUCAAGUUUUUCCAAAAACCCAGUUUCUCAAACAAUUUUUUUUAUGGAAGAAACAGAAGAUACUACACCAACUACAAAUUUAACUCCUCAAAAUAGGAGGUUUAGAGAGAGAAAUCAUCACCACAACAACCACCAUUAUCAACAAUAUCAUAGUAAUAAUCAUACUAUUGUUCCUUAUAAUAAUAGUAAUUAUCAUAAUUAUAACAACCUGUUUCAUUUGCACCAUUCUAAUACUUAUAGAUUAAUUGGGUUUUUUAAUCAAAACUUACAACAUCAUCAUCAUCAUCAUCAACAACAUCAGAGUUACCAAGGUCUUCUUCCAUUACCACCAUUGUUACCAUUUCAAGAACCUUUUCAACAAAACCAGAAAUUCAGAGCAAAAACCCAAUUUCAUAAACCUUCAUUUAAACCCCAUAAAACCUCCUCUUCUCCUCUUCUUCCCACUUCCUCUCAAAAUGAUAGAAUCUUCUCACAAGUUGAUGAACAGCUUGGGCAAGAACUUAGUGUACUUAGCAUUAAGAAGUCUAAUGCUAUUGAUACUACAACACAAGCUUUAGUGGCUGCAAAAAGACCAGAUAAUGGUGGAGUUGAAGGGCAGGUUAUCUCUCUACUUGCUAACCAUUUUCGCGUAAAAUUCGAUUCAUAUCAGCCUAUCUUCCAUUAUAAUGUACAAAUCACUCCAAAUCCUUCAAAGGAAGUAGCUCGUUUAAUAAAGAAGCAAUUUGUUGAAGAAAAUUCAAGUUUGUUUUGUGGUGCUUCUCCUGCUUUUGAUGGUAGGAAGAAUUUGUAUAGUCCUAUUGAGUUUCGAAGCAGGAGGAUCGAGUUAUUUGUAAGUGUCCCGGUUGUUUGUGGUAGUAGCAAAUCAUGUGAGGUAGAAGUUGAGCAAAAAAAGGUUAAGGUAUUUAGAAUCAACAUUAAUCUUGUAUCGAAAUUAGAUGGAAGUGAUUUGAAGGAAUACUUAAACAAAGAGGGAGGUGAUUGGGUGGCACUUCCUCAAGAGUAUCUUCAUGCUUUAGAUGUUGUUUUGAGGGAAUGUCCUUACGAGAAAUGUGUCGCUUUAGGAAGAUCAAUGUAUUCUGUUUCGAUGGGAGGGGCUCGGGAAAUUGGAGGAGGAGCCAUUGGAUUAAGAGGGUUUUUUCAAAGUUUAAGGCCAACCAAACAAGGCCUUGCUCUGAAUGUAGAUUUUUCAGUGGCGGCUUUUCAUGAGAGUAUUGGAGUCAUAGAGUUUUUGCAAAAACGGGUCAAGUUUUUACACGAUUUACCUGAAAGGAAGGAAAGGAGUUUGACAAGUAAGGAGAGGAAGGAAGUUGAGAAGGAGUUGAAAAAUUUGAGGGUGUUUGUAUCUCAUAGAGAUGCUAUUCAGAGGUUUCGGUUUCAUAGCUUGACUGAGGAAGUUACUGAAAAGCUCUGGUUUGAAGACCGGGAUGGUAGGAGAUUGAAGCUUGUAGAUUACUUCAAGGAUCAAUAUGAGUAUGAUAUACAAUACAGGAAUCUUCCUUGUUUACAGAUUAGUAGGAGUAAACCAUGUUACCUUCCAAUGGAACUUUGCAUGAUUUGUGAAGGGCAGAAGUUUCUUGGUAAACUUUCAGAUGAUCAAACUGCGCGAAUAAUGAAGAUGGGAUGUCAAAAACCAAGAGAACGAAGAUCGAUCAUUAAUGGAAUUAUCAAUGGAUCAGUUGGACCAACAAGUGGCGGCAAAGGAGAAGAGUUCAAUCUACAAGUCUCUAGAGAGAUGACAAGGUUGAAAGGAAGAGUUCUUAGGCCUCCAAAGUUAAAGCUAGGAGAUAGAGGAGUUGUAACUGAUGUAUAUCCUUCUUGCAUUGAUCGUGAAUGGAACCUUUUAGGCGGGCAUGUAGUGGAAGGGACACGAAUUGAGAGGUGGGCAUUGAUGAGUUUUGGUGGAACUCCUGAUCAAAAAUCAAACAUCCCUAAAUUUAUUAGCCAAUUAUCUUUGAAGUGUGAGCAAAUGGGAAUUUUCCUCAAUAAAUCAUCUGCCAUCACCCCACAAUUCGAGCCCAUACAUGUCCUAAACAAUGUCGCUCUCUUGGAAAACAAACUAAGCAAAAUCAAAAGGGCAGCAUCCAACAAUCUUCAACUCCUUAUAUGCUUAAUGGAGAAGAAACAUAAAGGAUAUGGAGAUUUGAAAAGAAUUGCUGAUACCCGAGUUGGAGUUGUAAGCCAAUGUUGCUUAUACAUAAACCUUGGUAAACUAAAUUCUCAAUUCCUGACAAACAUGGCUCUUAAGAUUAAUGCCAAAGUUGGUGGAUCCACUGUUGCAUUAUUCAACUCGUUGCCCUCUCAAAUCCCCCGUGUUCUUACACAUGACGAGCCAAUAAUCUUUAUGGGAGCCGAUGUUACUCAUCCUCAUCCACUUGAUGACUCUAGUCCUAGUGUUGUGGCUGUUGUUGGGAGUGUAAACUGGCCUUCAGCCAAUAAGUAUGUGUCAAGAAUGAGAUCUCAAACACACCGCCAAGAGAUCAUCCAAGAUCUUGGAGAAAUGGUAAGUGAAAUACUUUGUGAAUUUUAUCAAGAAGUGAAAAGUCUUCCUAAAAGAAUCAUAUUCUUUCGAGAUGGAGUUAGUGAGACUCAGUUUUAUAAAGUCUUAAAACAAGAAUUGCAAUCAAUAAGAGCGGGAUGUGAUAAGUUUCCGGAUUAUAGACCAUUGAUCACAUUUGCAGUGGUACAAAAACGGCAUCAUACAAGGCUGUUCCCGGAUGAAACUGAUCCAAAUUGUUCCCAAUUCUGUGAUGAAAAUAUCCCUCCAGGAACAGUUGUAGACACGGUGAUCACUCACCCAAAGGAAUUCGAUUUCUAUCUUUGUAGUCAUUGGGGAGCAAAGGGAACAAGUAGGCCAACACACUACCAUGUCUUGUGGGAUGAAAGCAAAUUCACUUCUGAUGAGUUUCAAAACUUGGUUUAUAGCUUAUGCUUUACAUUUGUAAGGUGUACUAAACCAAUUUCUAUAGUACCCCCUGCUUAUUAUGCCCAUCUUGCUGCAUAUAGGGGUAGAUUGUACUUAGAGAGGUCGGAACCUGUGGUUUCAGUUAAGGGUGGAGCUUCUUCGAUGUCUCGUGCUGGUCCUCCGAAAGCGACUCCUCUGCCUGACAUUAGUGAAAAUGUAAAGAAGCUUAUGUUUUAUUGCUAAGUAUGUUCUUGAUGUUUUAUCUCAUGAAAGUAAUAUGAGCUAGUUUAGCAGCUUGUAGAUUGUGGACACGAAGUAUUCAUCCAGUUGAAUUGGAUCAGUGUAUUCUUGUUUAAUUUAGCUCAACAUCUUGUAUAAAUUAGCUUCAAUUGAUGAAUGGAAGCAUGUUAAUAUCGAUUUACUGUUUAUUGCAA